Rotaria sp. Silwood2 is the source of this 915-nucleotide messenger RNA. The record is from the annotation of a GenBank genome assembly. NCBI's taxonomy places the organism in Eukaryota, Metazoa, Rotifera, Eurotatoria, Philodinida, Philodinidae.
AUGCUUGUUUUCGAAGUUCCUGCAAUUUUUUUCUCAAUUCUAAUCUUUGUUCACAUUGCUCUGAAUCAUGAAGCUCGUUCAAAACUCAAAAAUCAUGGAUGGCUUGUUUUGAUUACCACCAAUUUCUUUCAACUUGUAAUUGAUUUACCAAUGCCAAUGAGUUAUUAUCGUAUGGAUGCUGUUUGGCCAGCAUCCAAUACAUAUUGUGUAUGGUGGACAUGGUGUGAAUUCUCAUUAAAUGCCAUCGGGUUAUUUCUAAUGACAUGGAUUUCCAUCGAACGACAUGUACUUGUUUUUCAUCCACACACAAUACUCCAAAAUCCAUGGAAAAAAUGGAUUUUUCAUUUCAUACCGAUCAUUAUUUGCUUGCUCUACACAUCUAUAUUUUAUUUUGUAUUAGUAGUCAUUAGUCCAUCUUGUACAACUGUAUGGGAUUUUAAUUCUAUUAGUUGUGGCCCUCCAUGUUAUUUCACAGCAAACUUUCUCGGUCAAUUUGAUUUCAUCUUCAAUGUGGCCAUUCCCAUUAUCAUAAUUAUGCUUGCAAAUGUAGCAUUAGUGAUUCGAGUGAUCUAUCAAAAAAUGUCUCGUCAUCAAAUAAUACAUUGGCAACGACAUCGUAAAAUGGUACUGCAAUUAUGGAUCGUUUCAUCACUUUACAUGGCAUGUUGGCUACCUGCAACGAUAACAGGGCUCAUCCAAACAACUGUGAUGCCUUCAUUUAUGAUCGAUCAAAUGGACACGAUUGGGCUCCUUAUCUACUUCAUUCCACUUUUUUUGCCAAUGAUAUGUCUUAGUACACUGCCAGAAUUGGUCAAGAAAAUAAUGAAUGUUGCCAUACCAAAGUUAAAUGUGAUUGGUAUUGCUAAUGUUAACCGAGUUACAACACAAGCAACGCCGAAUACAAUCCGUCAAUAA